AUGUCGCCGCACAAGCACACCGAGCAGGAUGGCAAGCGGCAGUGGGUGAUGGGCGCCGAAGCCUUCGAGAGGACUAUGCCCCAUCACCAAGGCAUCAAGGCUCUCUGGGAGACGAAGUGGAAAUUCCCUUGCACCAAAAGCGUCUACCCUUUUCAUGACGGCCAGUACGAGGACUUUGAGCCCAUUUUCGAGCAUCUGAUCAAGAACAAUAUCAAUGACGGAACAUCCCCCGCUUAUACCGAGGCCUUUUUCCCCAUCGCCGAGUCGCUGACUGCCAAAGGCGACCAAGCUGCCUCUGCCGGCGACAAGAAGCAGGCGAGCGCUUUGUACCUACGAGCGUGUACAGUUUACCGCAUUGCUCGGUUUCCCUAUAUCACGGCUUACCCCGAGGUCAACUGCCCGGUCAAGUGGAAGGCAUGGGAGGCUCAAAAAGAAGUCUACUUGAGGGCAGCUCAUUCCUGGGACUGCCCCAUUAAUGACGUGGAUAUUCUGCACGCCCAUGCCAAAGGUGGAGAUAGACAGUCCAUCCCCGCCUACGUGAGAGUUCCUCACGCAGCGUCCAGGAGCAACCCUUGCCCUGUCGUCAUCCUGAUGACGGGCCUCGAUGGGUACCGCCCUGACAACACUGUCCGCUCCGAUGAGUUUCUGGCGCGUGGAUGGGGAAGUGUAAUUGUCGAGAUCCCCGGGACCGCGGACUGCCCUGCGGACUCGGCCGACCCGAAAAGCCCGGAUAGGUUGUGGAGCAGUGUGCUCGAUUGGAUCGCCGCCGACGGCCGGUUCAAUACGGACAAAGUCCUGGUAUGGGGUCUCAGCUCGGGCGGGUACUACGCCAUCCGCAUUGCGCACACGCACAAGGGCCGCUUGGCUGGAUCGAUUGCGCAGGGAGCCGGGUGCCACUACUUCUUCGAUCCCGAAUGGCUAGAGAAGGCCGAUGGCCACGAAUACCCGUUCCUUCUGACACCUGCCAUGGCCAUGAAGCAUGGUUACAAGUCGGUGGAUGACUACAAGGCUGGGGUACAAAAAAAGUUCUCUCUGCUUGAAGCUGGCAUCAUCGACAAGCCUUCUACCCGCCUAUUGCUGAUCAACGGCACUUUGGACGGUUUGAUGCCCAUUGAGGAUUCAAUGAUGUUGUUCGAGCACGGCACGCCCAAGGAGGCGAGGUUCUUUUCGGGAGCGUUGCAUAUGGGAUACCCGAUGGCAAAUGCAUCAGUCUACCCUUGGAUGGAGAGCGUCAUGGCAAGCAGCGUUUGA
This is a messenger RNA of Colletotrichum graminicola M1.001, 1251 nucleotides long. RefSeq lists its product as uncharacterized. The coding region runs from base 1 to 1251 and encodes 416 amino acids. NCBI's taxonomy places the organism in Eukaryota, Fungi, Ascomycota, Sordariomycetes, Glomerellales, Glomerellaceae. The record is from RefSeq and is a predicted model, not a curated record. The transcript is spliced from 5 exons.